AUGGCGGAAGCCCAGGAAGGAUCGGCCAAUCCUUUGGUCGAUGCUGCUCUACCAGCACCGUCCAUUGCCACUCGUUUGACGGAUCAAGAUUACAAUUCGAAUGCUCUAUCGUACGAUGAGAUCGAAUGGGCACAUGCCAUCAAGCAAGCCGUCGAAGAAGACGAGGACCUGCAAGAGCUGACAGACUUUGAGUAUGCCCACUACGCCAUCUUUACCCACGGAGACACCGACAACGCGGUGGAUCGCAUUCGUAACAUGCAAGAGUUUCGAGCAGAAUACAAAAUAUCAAAUACCGCAGAAGAAGGCAUCGAUCUGCUGCAAGAGAUGAUGACCAAGCAGCAACCCUGGCUCGUACUGGAUAUGGACUAUUCAACAGAGAGGGAGCACUUCACCCUCGUUUUGGAUUACAGUCGUUUGCAACCAUCCAAGGUGAAGACGCCAGAGGAUUGGAGAAUCAUGGUGGGAGGGCAAUACUAUCUGCACCAAAUCAUACAUGCCACCAUCCCUUCCAUCCAAAAGGGGAUGGUCCGAAUAUGUGAUGUGGAAGGAUUCGAAUGGAAGAACUUCAGCGUGGACUUUAUAUGUACUUGCUACCAUCAUCUAUUCAAGCAUUAUCCAAUCAAGCACCAAGAGUUGACUUGGAUGCACUCCUCCUCUAUUGCCAACCUGUUACACUCGCUCUUCAAAUCCAUGGACAGAGAUUUCGCGACAUCAAUCCGCUUGGGAUGCCAAAUCGACUGCUGUAAUGGAAAGCUGGAAACCAUAUUCCUGACUCCAACACCAGAAGUGGCAGAAGCGCGCCUCUUGAAGAAAUGUUGCACAUUCAUGGCGGCACGAUACUACAAUCAGAACGUAUUUCGCUUGCCCGAACGUGAUGCCACGGAGACAACAGAUGCUGAGGAAUGA
This is a messenger RNA of Seminavis robusta, 906 nucleotides long. Lineage: Eukaryota; Bacillariophyta; Bacillariophyceae; Naviculales; Naviculaceae. The record is from the annotation of a GenBank genome assembly.